AUGAUGUACUGUAAUCGAGACUAUGAUGUUCUAUUCAAUAGAGGUGGCACAAGUAGUACGUACACGUCCGGCAAGUCAAAGUUUACCGAGCACGCUGCGGACCUUAUUUUAAAACGUGCCUCGUCGUUCGUGCUCUACCACAUGUAUGACACUCACCGCCCGCAAUGCCCGCUGCUUAACAAUGUGAACGCCAAGGGUUACAAUACAAUUGAGCGGAUCGUGAAAGAAACAUUUCCCCUGUGCAACAUCAACAAGAUACACCAAGUCCACGCCCCACAGAUGUACGGCAUGUAUAUGUUGCGCAAAGAAGAAAUGAAUUUGACCUUUGGCCAAAGUGUCCAGGAGAAGUUGCUGUUCCACGUGACCACCGAAUCCAGAGCCUUGGAGUCGUUGGACAGCGGACUCGACUGGAGACGCACCCGCCGCUCCAAGUUCGGGUGCGGCGUAUCAUUCAGUGACGACAUCGACUACGCUAACUAUUAUGCUGACAAUUCCUCCGCUGAAGACACACGGGUGAUCAUGAUAUGCUGCGUGAUGGUCGGCAAUACUUACGUGAUCCCGAAGCAGAAGUUUGCAAGAAACCAGAUAUCUGCAGGGAGCUUGUUGGUCGUACCGCCCGGCCUUGCGGACACGACGGUCAGCCACAACGGCCACGUGCACGUCAAGUACAACGACUAUGAAUUUUAUCCACUGUACUUGGUGUACUACCAGCGAAGAUGCGAACAAAUGACCAAGAGCAAAUAUUUCUUUGCCAAUCGCCGCCCGCAACCGGACCAGCAGUUGGUGAGCUUACUGGGGGCUAUGAGUAUCUCCAACUAUAGACUGUAG
This is a messenger RNA of Macrosiphum euphorbiae (potato aphid), 828 nucleotides long. The record is from the annotation of a GenBank genome assembly. Lineage: Eukaryota; Metazoa; Arthropoda; Insecta; Hemiptera; Aphididae.